Molecule: messenger RNA, 6389 nt
Organism: Athalia rosae (coleseed sawfly)
Lineage: Eukaryota; Metazoa; Arthropoda; Insecta; Hymenoptera; Athaliidae
Product: HEAT repeat-containing protein 1
Exons: 9
Coding region: 135-6302 (2055 amino acids)
Biological process (GO): maturation of SSU-rRNA from tricistronic rRNA transcript (SSU-rRNA, 5.8S rRNA, LSU-rRNA); positive regulation of transcription by RNA polymerase I
Cellular component (GO): small-subunit processome; 90S preribosome; t-UTP complex
Molecular function (GO): snoRNA binding
Source: RefSeq, a predicted model, not a curated record
CAACGCAUGGGGCUCCGAGCUGCACUCGUCAGUCGGCUAUUUAGCCACGUGCUUGCAACAUCUCGUUUAUAAUGUGCAGUGAAUUUCAGCUAUAAGACCUACACAAAAACGUCUGAAUUGCAGCGACAACAAAAAUGGCGACCUCACUAGCUGCGCAACUUAAAAAACUUGCGGCACCGCAGACAUCGCUUUUGUACCAAAGCAAAAAAAAACCGAGUCUUUUAUUCGACCCUUCAGAAGCUGCUAAUUUGGACAAAGUUACAGUAUUUGAAAUUGGUCAGAACGGGUUGGAUGAAUUAAUAAAAUUAUGCGAAAAUUUUAAUGAUUUUAAGAAGAACAUUUUUGCGCCGAGCGCUGUUGAGCUGCAAAGAUCUGUGCAGAGCGCUGCACUCAAUAAACGUCUUGAUGAACGUAUUAAGCAGUUUCUUAUAUUACUGUCACCAUAUUUUCUACUUAAUCCUGCUCACAAAGCGUUGGAAUGGCUGAUACAUAGAUUUCUUAUACAUGAAUUUAAUAAAGAUCAAUUUCUAAUGCUGAUACUGCCGUACCAUGAGACAAAAAUUUUCGUCAGGGCUCUUCAGCUAGUAAACUUAUCAGACCCAGCCGAUAAUUGGCACUGGUUAAAACCUUUGCAAAAACCGGGUGUUACACUUUCAACAACUACAUUGAUAAAUCGGGUAUCAUCCGAUAUUGGUUUGCUUAGAUUGCUAUGCUCACACGUUUGCGAUGCUACGAAAAUUCAUGGCGCGCGAGCGUCUUCGCUUGGUACCCUAUUCGCCUUUUACACGAUGGCCCUGAUCGGGGCAAUAGACGGGCUGAAAAAUAUCAGCGAGAAUCAAAUGACUCAGAUAUUACCAGCCCUUGGAAGGGGGUUGUCCAGUUCAGUGCCAGACUUCGCGGCUAGUAGCUAUAUGAUAACAGCCAAAAUUUGCAGUAAAGCUCGCCUGAACAAAGCCACACUCAACUUUAUUCUGAACGCGAUGCUCUCCGAUCCACCUCUCCGACAUGAAGCUGUUUUGCUGAUGAUACAUCUUUUUAAUUCUCAAGCAAACCAGCUGAAUUCGAUCUCUGUUAAAUUGAUCGUUAAAUUAUCGAAGCUCAAGUGGUUUCCGGAGAUGCUCGCGAAGGUCAAAUCGUCCGGAGCUAAUACUCUUCGAUUCUUAGUAUUGCUCGUAUCUUUCUGUGUCAAAAAAAUUCAGUCGGAAAAGCUCGAGGUAACUGAAGGGGUGAAUUCAAUGGUGAAGGAUAUAAUGAGCAGAAUACAAUUUACCGAUGAAGAAAUUGACGAGAUUUUGAAGAACACCCUGCAGCUGCCCGUUCAAGUUGAGAAUAUACCAGAGUCGUCGAAGACUUUCCUUGUUGAAUUUUUCCGUGCAAUUGAAAGGCAGUAUCCCGAAAGAUUUGAUGCCUAUUUGAAAGGAAUCGUUAAAAAAGGCGAUAUUGAUUCGGAAGCACAAAAAGUCCUUGGACUUCUGCUAUCCUGGCACGAUGACAUAAAUAGCGCCCAAGGCGCCAUGCAAGUCCUGGACAGACUUCACCACGUAGACCACAUACAACGUAUAGCGGGAUUGAAUCUGAUUGCUCAGGGUAAAGUUCAGGUUUCUGAAAACUAUCGGGAAAUGGUUAACAACGCUCUGCUAGCAAGAUUCAGGGAUGACAAUGAAGAAGUAAUCCUCGAUCUGCUCACAAAGUUCUCAACGGAUAAGCUGAAAAGCAUAUUUACAGUCGAUGUCCUCGUUGACGAACUUCUACGACUUGUUUUAAAAAGCAACCCUUACUCACCGAACUCUUUUGGUGUGCCAGCGCUAAGGAUUUUACUUAGUCUGUGCAAGAAGAACGAUACUCGUGUAUUCAUAGCGGUAUUGCCGUGGUUAUUUCCCAGAAAUAACAAGGAAAUUAACAUUUCACUGGAAGUCCUGGCCUCGGACUACGCACAAGGCAACGAUUACAUGAAAAUGGUUAAAAAGGACACUGACGAGAAUCCAUCGAGUCCUGAAGCCAUUUCCUCAGCCGCCUUCCACAGAGUAUUGGACACAAAUCUUCUGCCACCGACCUCAAGUAUUUUAUCUACUUUGAAAGAGCAGGGAAUUCAGGGAAACGCGGCUCAUAUGUUCUUCAGUAUGAUACUCCUCGGCUCAGUUUGCAGGGUCUCAGUUGGGUCCCUUCCGCACGAAGUUGCUCGCGAUAUCGUUGAAAUCGCGUCAAAGGUCAUCAAAAACUAUCCGAACGUCCGUCUCCUUCCAAACUGCAAUCAAUUGAACGGCGACAAAAUUGUCGAUGCGUUGGAACUCGCGUCCCAAGAAAUUCUACCGCUACAAGUGGGAACUUACGUCCUUGAAAUGGUUCACCGAAGACUCGACCUCAGCGUGAAUCCAACACUGGACUUUGAGGAAGCGUCAGAUCGCAGUAACUUGGUACUACAUUUUCUGCAGAUAUUUUUCCAGGGGAUAAAUAACCUACAGUGGAGUUCGCAUUACCUCUGGUGCCUGAAGAUAUUUCUCAAGCGGCACUAUGCUAAUGCCGAGAACACCGUGUGCUUCUUAUCGCAACUUUUUACGAAACCAGUUUCAGCACAGACUUCGCUACACUGUUUGCAAAUAACCUGCUCGCUUCUAGGCUCCGAAAAGUCUCUGCUUUGGGCUUUCCAAGACUGCACAUUUAUCCCAAAUCUGCUCAUAGCUCUGGAAAGUGAAAAUAUUGAUUGUAGAAAAAGCGCGGUUAAAAUACUCGAGAAACUCUCACAUACCUUCAAUUUUUCUACCGAUGGGUUUUCGACUCUUGUCUACGAACUUGCUGAAAGAAAAGCGGAAAUCACGAUCGACCCCCAUCAGCUAUCCCUCAUACUUUACUCCCUUCUCUCACCUGAUCCCGAUGUUCAAGAUCAAAUACCCGUCAAACAAAGAGUCAAACUCCAAGAGGGACUUGCAUUUUUAAUGACAACCAUCACGAAGGAGGGCACCCCAAUUCAUAUCGUCUCCCAACUCCUCGAUGUUCUCUGUCACGUUAACGGACUUACUGUGCUUCAGAGAUUAGCACCACUCGGUAUAAAGUUGCUGAAUAAAAUUGGAAAGAAACCAGUCGCCCCCAGGUUUGCUGGUAACGCUUUAAAGAACAUACUGAACAGAUUUGACGGAUCGACUGCAAAAUCUUUGGAUGAUUCAACUGUAUGGAAGCUUUUUGAAAUGAGCAUGAGGGAUCAUACAUCCCGAAUCUGUAAUAACGGAGAAUACCUGCCGCCAAGUGUUCUCCUCAUGAAGCAAAUCGACGUGACAUUCUUCGAGGAAGUUGGAAAGCUUUCGAAGAACCAUCAAGCCAAGAUUUUAGCGGGGCUUAUAGACGCGAUUACAGAAUGCGAGAUAAGCUCAGUUGUUGCAGCAGGAAAUAGGGCAGUAAGGAGAAUUAAAGUAAAUGCACAGCUCAUUGUUGACGAACUCAAGCUGAUGAGAGAAGCGAAAAUGCCGGUUAUAGAUGACGGCGGAUCUACAGAGAAGAGAAGAAGGUCACGGAAGCAUCCAGAAGUUGUUCUCAAUUCGGGCAUCGUCAAUACGAGAGCUUGGAAGCGCGGCAUCACACUUUUGGAGUUCGUUCAGCGAGCUAACAACGUAGAAAACCAGGAACUUAUGGUCCCAGUGCUGUUUGACCUGCUCCGAAUGACCCUGCAAUUUGAAGAACAAAGUGCCCUCGAGUAUACCAAACAGCUUUUGCUGUCAUCGAUAUUCCACCUGACCGGAAACUCGGUGAUCAUUCCACAGGCUCACCUGCACGUCGAUGCGGUGGCCCAAUGUAUCAGAACCUCGCAAAACCCUCAGACACAUCAUCACGCGCUGUUGGUCCUCGUUGAACUCUUCAAGGUAGCUGAUACCAAAGUCGCACUCCACAAUAUCAUGCCGAUAUUCACAUUUAUGGGGUGUACCGUUAUCAGACAGGACGACGCUUACUCGAUCCAGAUAAUAUCGAAGACUAUAGAAACCAUAAUACCUGUGCUCAAUGCCACUGAGGACGAAAGUCACGCCUGCGGAGUCCUCAGAGUGUUUAUAAGUUCGCUUCCAGAUAUACCUGAACACAGACGAGCCCCACUUUUCGUUAAACUUCUUCAGCUUCUGGAAAAUUAUCUGCAUCUAUUCUUUUUACUCACCUUCGAGAGCCACGUCCUCACAGAAAGAAAAUUCGCUUCUAGCCAGGACACCUGGUCCCAGCAGCUUGAAUUCGCAUUGAAUAUUGCCCAUGAAUUUACGCCUCCUCAGCUUCUCGACGUCUGCAUUAAACUUGUUCGGUUUAUUCGAUCUCUUCCACCAACGGUUGAAGAACGCAUCCCGAAGUUCAAAGGCAAUCAAAUAUUUGACCUUGAGAAAAAUACCGACCAACAGUUGAGACAUUAUAAAUACACCUUGGUUAGAUUUCUUGGCGCACUCUUAUCAUCCUCUCAAUUCGUCAAUAAAGUUGCCGAGCUCAACGUCGAAGAAACUAACAACAUGACGACGCAAUACUACGCGUUGAUUGUGGACCUGGUCAUGUUCAUUCCCGUUGUAUCGAAGCGUGCUGAUUUCCUGCAGGGUGCGAAUGAAGGAAAAUAUUGGAAAGUGCUCCUUCAUCACCUCUACGACAUUCUAGAUAGCGUGAACAGACUCUUACCUAAUGUAACUUUCGUUGAGAGUGUAACCGACCUGAUCAACCACGAGGCUAUAUCCGUGAGAAGAAAGGCACUUGAACUACUCAUAGCUAGACUCCAGCAAAAGACCUUCACCGUUGAAGAUCGGCAGGCAUUUUCCACCCUUGUCAAACCUUUAAUGAAAAUCGUACGUGUGAAGCAAAAGCCUAAGAACCAAGAUUCCGAAGUAGUCGAACAAACUGUUCUGAUCAGUCUGAAAUUACUUGCCAAAAUACUUGCUGCCGACGAUCCUGAGACAUUCAAACCCACAUUGGAGCUGACGAUCGGAUUGAUCAAAUCGAGAGAGGGUCCUGUAUUGGCUAGCGCAGUUUUAUGCCUUGCAGAAUUGUGUGCGCUGAUGAACCCGCAUUCUAUUCAGUAUUUGAACAAAUUUUUCCCAGCAGUUUUGGAUCUUCUUCGUGAAAAAUGUCACCAGGAUAAUCCCGACAUUGUAGUAGUGAGCGUAAUCGCUGCACUCCAAAAAAUCGUAGAGUCCUUAGGGAACUUUUUGUCUCUUUAUCUUGACCAGUUACUGUUUGAAUUAGCCAGAUUAAGGUCUCGAUACAUGGACACUGAGCAACCAAAGCUUGCGCCAAUAAUCCAGCGUCUUAAAACAACGAUGCAAAAAUUAUCAGCGUCCAUACCAUUGCGGGUUUUGUUGCCCACAGUUACAAAGACCUACAAGAAACUAGUGUCGGAGAAAUUGUAUCGGUCUGUGGACCCGCUUAUGAAUUUAUUGUCGGAUUCAUUCGCCACCGCGCAACCUGCUGAUCUAAACCCAGCGAUCCAGGACCUUGCAGACUUCUUUUUGAAGGUUUUACAAUUCCGAGAAGACCUUAAAUUCGAUCGCGAAGAUCUGAAAAACGAAGAUCUUCAGCAAGAUAUAGCGAUCAUUGAACAAAGCGCCAGCAAGUCACUGGUCACCUUGAUACUAAAACUAAGCGAAGCUACAUUCCGACCGCUCUUUUAUCGUCUCUAUGACUGGGCUGCGAGAAACCCAGGUCAAAAACUUCGUAAUAUCACAUUCUACAGGUUAUCAGCAAACAUAGCUGAGAGUUUAAAAUCUCUAUUCGUGCUGUUUGCCGGUCACUUUUUGAAGCAUGCUGGUUCGUUAUUGACCAGUAACAAUCAAUCAUUGAUCGAUGAGCCGCAACAGCUAACCUUAGACCAUGAAGUCCAUCAAAUAGAGCUGAUCGAAGCGAUUCUCCUCACUCUGUACAGGGUUUUCAUGUACGACCCUCGCAAUUUCGUGGACGAAGUGAGGUUCACAACUCUUGCACAGCCUAUAAUUGACCAGCUGGAAAAUAUUGUCGGUGGUAGAGAGGCGUACGAAAAGAGAUCCAAAGAAUUAAUAGUUCCGUGCAUCGCUAAUUUCGCCGGUGCUAUUCAGGACGAUUCCUUGCAUAAGCAGCUCGUCUAUCAAACCCUCCUAAAAACGAGACACGUAAAAUCCUUUGUUAGAGGUAGCGCACUCAACGCAGUGGUGGAAAUCGCCCGAAAAUUGGGAGAAGACUUUAUGCCACUUCUACCAGAAACUAUUCCGUUUUUGGCCGAGUUACUAGAAGAUGAAGACGAAGACACCGAAAAGCUCGCACAAGACGCUGUUCGGACUUUGGAAGAGGUGCUCGACGAACCUUUGCAAAAAUAUUUUUGAGAAUAUUGAAAAAGUAUAUUCUUUACGAUGUAGCAAAUUUUCAACGAUUGGUUGAUGAAUAAAUUCUGAUAUUUUGAAAUGCAAAAA